AUGGGCUCCCAUCCAGAAAAGCCUCUCCGGCUUGCCAUCCUCAUGGCCGAUACCCCCAUGCCACAAACCCAGGCCGCCUUUGAGGACUACGGUGGCGUCUUCACCGACCUCUUCCGCCGUGCCCUCGCUCCCGCCUCGCUCGACUCCGUCCUAACCAUCUCCAAGCACGACAUCGUCAACGGCGACUUUGCAGCCGCCUAUCCCGACCUCAACCAGAUUGACGCCAUCCUGAUCACCGGGUCCAAGCAUAAUGCCUACGACCACACGCCCUGGAUCAAUGCGCUCGUCGCCUUCGUGCGCCGCGUUCUCGCCACCACCGCCCCGGGAUCCACGGCUGCCCAUCCCGUUCGCCUGCUCGGCAUAUGCUUCGGUCACCAGAUCUGCGGCCGUGCCCUCGACGCUCCUGUCGAUGUCAGUCCGGCCGGUUGGGAGGUCAGUGUGACGGACGUACCGCUGACGUCCGAGGGACGCGCAUUCUUUGGCAAGGAUACGUUGAACAUCUUCCAGAUGCACCGCGAUGCCGUGCUCGCCAACCCCUCUGGCACCAUCGCCCUCGGCGCUACCGACUCCUGUCCCGUCCAGGGCUUCUUGCUGCCCGGCCGCGCCGUCACCGUUCAGGGCCACCCCGAGUUCUCGGCCACCAUCGUUCGCGAGAUCCUCGACAAGCGCCACCAGAUCGGUAUCCUUCCCGACGACCUCUACAGCUCCGGCAUCGCUCGUGUCGACAACAAGCACGACGGCGAGCUCAUCGCCCGCGCUUUCGUCACAUUCUUGCAGUCUUGA
This is a messenger RNA of Grosmannia clavigera kw1407, 783 nucleotides long. Its product is annotated as glutamine amidotransferase class 1. The record is from RefSeq and is a predicted model, not a curated record. The transcript is spliced from 2 exons. Gene Ontology annotation, cellular component: nucleus; cytosol. NCBI's taxonomy places the organism in Eukaryota, Fungi, Ascomycota, Sordariomycetes, Ophiostomatales, Ophiostomataceae. Bases 1 to 783 code for a protein of 260 amino acids.